Molecule: messenger RNA, 1500 nt
Organism: Caenorhabditis bovis
Lineage: Eukaryota; Metazoa; Nematoda; Chromadorea; Rhabditida; Rhabditidae
Source: the annotation of a GenBank genome assembly
AUGGGUAAUAAAGGUAAAUUAUACUUUUAUAUCUAUCGCGGAAAUGAGACAAGUGCUGAUGACUUAACAAGAAGUAUUGUCGAAAAGCUCAAAGAAUUUGUGUUCGCUUCAACUGGUAUAUUGCUAUCUUGCCAAGGAUACUCGGGCAUCCCGCUGCGCGGCGAAUUUGCGUUGGACUUGGCCGAAAAUGAAACAUACAAAAUAAUCAAUAUCCUAUUUUCGCUAUCCAACGAGUUGGAUGACCUUGUAUUUCGCAUCGAAACCGAGACGCCGAACGCGAAUCCGUUCUACGUUGAAUGUUUGAAAAAUGAAGUUGUGCCGAAAUGGGUGACGGACGCGAAGAAAUUCGUGGAAAACAUCUUCGGCUAUGGCGGAGUUUUGCAUGUGAUCACACCGGAAAUCGAGAAGAAGUGGCCGAAUUUGCCAAAGAUUGACGUGAUUCGUAAAGAAUCGCAAAAGACUCGAAAUAUUCUCGUCACGGAAUCGAUCAAACAGAAACUUGAUGCGGCUGCUUCGAGAAGUUUUGGAAUGCAGAGGACGAGCGUCAACGUACCUGCCGAGCUUGCUUAUAUCGUCAAAGAGCGUCCAGAUUUGUUGAGCGCCGCGAUCCGUGAAUUCAAAACGAUUCCUGAAAGGCAUGGCAAGGAACUCGAACAGAAAUUGAACGAAACGGAUUGCGUCAUGGUUCAUGUAUUGCUUAAUGAGACGGAUUGGAAGAUUGUCACCGCGUUUGCUGAUAUCGAAUCACCGACGGAUAUCGUUUCGCAUCGAAUUUCAUUGGCAAUGUUGGCGUUUGAUGAAAAAUAUUCAUCGAUUCCGAACGGACUCGAUCAUCCAACGGAUGCGACAUUCCAAAAAGUGGGGGAUCGGUUUGAGCGAGAACGCCUUCAGUCGAUUCAACUCGCUUUAUUUGGUCAACCGCACUCGUUGUCUCAUAUGUAUCAAUGCGCCAAGACUAUGACAACGAGCAAACAUCACGCGGAAUGUCGUAAAGUUUUUGUGGACGAGAGUUCAUCAGCCGAUCAGCAAAGCGUCUAUUCGGGCGAUGACGAUGAGGCGUCUUAUAAGGCGAACUAUGCGCGACGGCAAGUAUUCAAAAAACGAAAGAAGGGCGACCUUGGCAAAAAACGCCAACUCGCCGCGGUGAUAACAAAAUCAAAUGCACCCGAAGUGCAGCACGCGCACGAAAUGGAAUUGGCGACGCCGACGAGCUCGGCACAAUUGAAGAACUUUGAGCGUGCGGUGAAUGGAGAUGAUGUCUAUUAUAAGGAAUCCGAAUGCGACUCUCUUGGUGAGGAUGAGGAGCUGGAUAUGUUCGUUGGAAAAACAAAAUUGAAAAAAGCGACGCUGAAUGCGAACAAGAAGGAUGAUAAUGAGAAAUUUGCGGAGAUUGAUCGAAAAUUGGAGUCCGAGGAUGACGGAUUCGAUGUGGCUGAUUUGCUCAGAGCAGCUCCGCCACUUGCCAAAUAUGACGAAUUUGAUGAAUUUGACAGUAUUUGA